AAGCAGCAGCAUCACACACGGAGCUACAAGUGGAGGGCGUAUGAUAUUUAGAUUUUCUUGUUAAUUUGCAAAGAAAAUCUAAAUAAAUGAACAUAUUUAGUCAUGUUUUCUUGAGAUGACGACGCUACGGAGGCUUUAAUAACGCCGAUUUAGCCGGUGGUUCAUUGACUGGAGUUGCCCUGGAUUUGCUUGGUCCCGUGCAAAGGGUGGGCUGGAGACAUGCACCCUCCAUCUCGACAGGACUAUGUGGCUAUAACACUUGGACAAAGGGGUGGCACUUACAACAAUGGUAAACAGUGGAGGAGGCAGUCCUGCUGGAGGAAAUGGAAGCAGCUGUCGAGACUCCAGCGCAGCCUCAUCCUCUUCACCCUGGUUCUGCUUCUGAUCUGUGGACUGGCCUCUUACCCAACCCUCACUGACCACCUCCGAGCAGGUGAGGAGGAGACCAUGCACCCACUCGUUGCUCGCGUUCUACCAGAGCCAGCUAAACCGGGCCAACUCCCCCUACUCCCCCGACCUGAACAACCAUCUAAGAGGAAAUUAUCCAACAAGAGAGGACCACCAUUACUUCAAAAUCUCCAGCCAAAGAAUGGAAAUGCCUCGAACACAGUUGAAGACAAGGCCGGGGGCGGUAAGGAGGGAGACGAGAAAGGAGUCAUCAGUUGGCGAGGAGCUGUGAUUGAAACUGAACAAGGAACAGAAGGCGCCAAAGAUGUAGGGGCCAAAGAUGACGCUGCAGGCAACCAGGAAGCAAAAACAGUCAAGGAGUCGGAUCAUUCCAAUCACAAUAUGACAGAAGCAGAUUGGCUGGCUGCGGUGAAGGACUCUUUCAGACAUGCAUGGCAGGGAUACAAGGACUUCGCCUGGGGUCAUGAUGAGCUCCGGCCCAUCUCCAAAUCCUACAGCGAGUGGUUCGGCCUGGGGCUCACCCUCAUCGACGCCCUGGACACGAUGUGGAUUAUGGGGCUCAAAACUGAAUUUGAAGAAGCAAAAGCCUGGGUGGCCACAGAACUCUCCUUUAACAAAAACGUGGAUGUGAACUUGUUUGAAAGCACCAUUCGGAUCCUUGGAGGACUGCUCAGCACCUAUCACCUAACCGGAGACGCAUUGUUCCUGGAAAAAGCUAAGGACAUAGGCUCUCGUCUGAUGCCAGCGUUCAAAACCCCGUCUAAGAUCCCGUACUCGGACGUGAACAUUGGCAAAGGCACCGCCCACCCUCCACGCUGGACCUCAGACAGCACCGUGGCAGAAGUCACAAGUAUCCAGCUGGAGUUCAGAGAGCUCAGCCGACUCACACAGGACCCGCAGUACGAGGCGGCGGUGGCUGAGGUGAUGAACAAAGUGCAUAAGCUGGACGGUAAACUGGACGGGCUGGUCCCCAUGUUCAUAAACACAAACAGCGGGCAGUUCACCCACCAGGGCACCUUCACUCUGGGGGCCCGCGCUGACAGCUACUACGAGUACCUCCUCAAGCAGUGGCUCCAGGGGGGCAAGAAGGAGACGCAGUUUCUGGAGGAUUAUCUUCAGGCCAUAGAGGGAGUGAAGAAGAACCUGGUGCAGAGGACUUCACCAAACGGACUCACGUUUGUGGGAGAGCUUUCGCACGGACAGUUCAGCCCCAAAAUGGACCAUCUUGUUUGCUUCCUGCCUGGGACUCUGGCCCUGGGAACUCACAAUGGCCUUCCCCAGGACCACAUGGAUCUGGCCAAACAGAUGAUGGAGACGUGCUACCAAAUGUAUAAACAAAUGGAGACCGGGCUGAGUCCAGAGAUAGUCCACUUCAACAUGCACCAAGGCAGCGUGCGUGACAUCGAAGUCAAGUUGGCUGACAGACACAACCUGCUGCGACCAGAGACUGUGGAGAGCCUCUUCUACCUUUACAGAUUCACAAAGGAUCAUAAGUACCGGCAGUGGGGCUGGGAAAUACUGCAAAACUUUAAUAAGUAUACAAAGGUCUCCUCCGGCGGCUACACGUCCGUCAACAACGUUCGGGACCCGGACUACCCCAGCCCCCGGGACAAGAUGGAGAGCUUCUUUUUGGGAGAGACCCUCAAGUACCUGUACCUGCUUUUCUCCGACGACUUCAAGCUCAUCAACCUGGACGAGUACGUCUUUAACACCGAGGCCCACCCCCUGCCCAUAUGGCCUUCCUCUGCCGCGUGAGCCAUGGACGCACACAAACCAACCGCACAAGAUAAUCUCAGGGUCAGUCCAACAUGGAGGAGCAGGACUUUUCUUACCCUGAACUCAAGUCUGUUUGUUGAGCCAUGGCUAAAACAGCAAAUAUGGCAAAACUGGGCGUCAAAGCAUUAUUUCAUUUUCUUUAAAGAGGGGGUAUUAUGCUGAAUUUAUUUUUAUUAUUUUUUAGCAUUCCACCUAGUUGUAAAGUUGUUCUCUCAUCAGAAACAUGCCUGAAGAGGUUUGAUAGGUCAACCAUGCAUGUUUAGAAGCCCAGAAUUUGACCCUCUUCCUAUUAAUUUAUAUUAGCGGGGGCCCAUGUGUGGCUCCUUGCCCUGGGCCCCCAAAUUUCUGUAGACGGACCUGAUGCUCCCACACGACAAUUCUCCAUAAAUAUACAAAAAACAUGAUAUAAAACUACAACUGAACAACGUGAUAAACCUGAUGUGACGUGCAGUAGUUUAAUUAACCAGCUGCACGCUCAUUGUGUUGUGAUAGCGCUCUGAAGGAGUAGUGACAAAAAUGAAAGCAAAAUGUAUAAAACAAGCCAAUACGCUGUUUUCGCCAAAUAUAGCAUUUUAAAAACGAUAAAAGUGAUCUAAAUAUGUUAUGUGUUAGCAGUUAGUACCCCAUAGGGAAAAAAAAAAGUAAAAUACCCCCUCUUGAAAGGUGUAUUGUGUAAUUUUUCCAGUGGAGGGCCCUUCAAAUCUUUGUUAUUGCUUUGUUUGGAAUGUUUCACAGUAUUAAACUUUUCUAUCUUCAUGGAGACCAAACCAGACCAAGUUACAGGUCAGAUCUUUGGAGAGGCAACUCCGCUCACAGCCAAGAAUACCCGUUUUUCAAGGUAUUUUUCAGCUAUAAAGCCACCUGUAAUUGAAUAUAUGUAAGGUAGACAUGUUUAACUUCAUUUAAGGGUGGAACAUUCCAGGCGGAACAAUGACAUAUCCAUAAAAACAAGCAGGCGAUGGACCCAAAACCAAAAAGUUACACAUUGAACCUUUAAAUGUUAACUUUUUUGCAGAGGAAUGUUUUGAGUGAUUUCAGCAAAACUCAAAUCUUAAUUGUGUGUAAUGAAAGUGAUAGAGGACCUGCGCAGGUUUUAAGAAAAUUAUAUUUAUGUAACGCGUAAUUUGCAGGAUGUUUUGUAAAAGCAUUUAGCACUGUCUAGCAAGCAAACUUUGGUGGAUGAAGUAAUCAAUUUUGUUACUUAAGUAAAAGUACAGAUACAGUGGCAAAAGAUUAUUCUCACAUGAAAAAAUCGACUUCACGAAAGCUAUUGAAGUACCUGUUAAAAAUAAAAAAAAAAGUUAAAAGUAAAAGUAUUUUGAACAAUUAAAGCAUCAAAUGUAGUUAUUUUAAAAUGUUUGGUGGUUUAAGUGAUUCAAUAGAUUUCUUAAUUUUUCUAUCUGGUUUUGUGUAUUUGGUUUGCUCAAAGUUGAGACGUUAACUCAAAUUAAAUGUGCUAAAAAUAAGUCUCAGCGAAUAAAAAAGCACUUUUUACUUUUUGUUCCAGAUCUAAAAUGUUCUGGAGUCGAAAGUACCUACUGCUAUCUGCUUUAAAAAAUAGUGAAGUAAAAGUAAAAAGUAUCCACUGUAAAACUGACUCAAGUAAAGUGCAGAUACCGAAAAAUUGUACUUGAGUAGCGUACUUUUACUUUUGUACUUUGUUACCUUCCACCAAUGCAUAGAAUAGAUGGAAGAUGUGUUUUGCCCUACACCUGAUGAUCUGAUGUACUUAAAGGAGAAGUGCGUGUAUUUUUAUCUAUAGGUAUUUUAAGAAGUUAUUGUAAUCAACUGAAGCUCCUUUGGUAUGUCAUGGUUUGAAAUUCCUUACAAGUUUAGGAACAACAAGUGAGCGACCUUGAAUUGGUAUUUUUGGAAGAAAUUUGCACGAUUUAGUCAAAACAAGAAACUAACAAAGGCUCCAUUUAUCAGAUGCGUGUCCUAGCAACGCAAAGCAGACAAAAGCAAGACAGAACCCUUCUAAAAGUGCUGUGACCAAAAACUACAGAAAACCAAAAUGUUAUGGUCGUGUUAGUAUAUUUUUAUUACAAACACUGAUAAAUAAAAAGGCUGAUUAUUUCCCACGUUAAUAUUACGAGAACUGAUCUAACUUGUAUUUUAAAGGUCCUGUAUUACGCUGUUUUCUGAUCUGUGUUUCCUCAUCACAAACAUACCUGGACUUGUGUUUUGUUGUUGUUUCAUUCACACAAGUUUAACACACAAACCCUACAUAUUUAGGUUGUGUUCUCAAACAGAAAACACUCAUUUCCACCUUAUGAUGUCAUGUUAAUACAGGAAGUGAUCUGCUUAGUUUUUAAACUUAAUAAACCUUCACUAGAAUCAUUUGGAUAAUUUCAGUCCUGGAAUUGCCGAUCUCUACUGAACAAAAAGUAAAAGUUAGCCGUUAACUUGACAACUACCACUUCAUGACAUCACAAGGUGGAACAGUCUGUCUUCAUAUUAAACGCUGAAAAUGCACUGAUAAUAAAAGAUUACUCAAACAUGUGUGAAUGAAACAAAACACAACUCCAGGUAUGUUUUUGUAUGUUUGAGUCAAUUUUGUGUAAUAUAGGACCUUUAAACCAUUGGUGUAUAGAAAACUAAUGCAUUAUCUAAUUUCUUAAAACAGAAUAUUGUCAAAUUUUACCUGUUUACAUUGUUUAUGCUGUAGUUAACUAUCCACUAUUUGACUAUUUGUACCAUUGUUAUACCUCAGUUUACCUCGCAGUAUUCCAAGACAAGCUGUCUAGCCAGCCGUGGAACUAAAGUGAUUGAUAGUUUUGCAUAGUACUUGUUUACUUACUCACAAUAUUGCAGGGUUUCAGACAAUAUUAUACUAUGAAAUAUUACAUACAGGGAGCAGCUAAAAUUAAUAUAGUUUAAUUAGUUGUAAUACAGUGAGUUCUUGGUUGUAGUGGUGUAGAAAACUAGGGAAAACUGUCUCUUGCCCCCCAUUCGGAAGUAAAAUAUGUCAUUAUUAUAUUUUAGAAUCUGAAAAUUUCCAAGUAAAAAAUACAAUAAGUUCUCUGUAAUGGAUGGAGCUAAAAAUGUAGCUUUGAUUGACUUUAAGGUGGGACUAUUGACUGUGAAACCAAUCGGAGAAACUGGGAAACCAUCAAAAGCUCAUUACAGUCAGGGCCGUCGCUAGAAAUUUGGGGGCCUGGGGCAAGAAGACUCACAUGGGCCCCCUUCUAGUAUAAUUUUUUUUUUGAAUUGUCAGAUGUAGGGCAAACACACGUAUAAGUACAGAUAUAAUUCCUGUUUCUGUUUAAUACCAGUACAUUCAAGAGGGAAACCAGUUGCACAAAUGUAGCAUCCGUGUUCCAUCUUCUCCCAGUUUUUGCCAAUCAGCACAAGUUACUGUGAAGACUUUUCUCUUCUUUUACAAAUAUUUUCAAAUGUUGCGCUUUUUUGUCUGAGCAGCUGCUAUUUUGAAUGUAAUUUUAUUGUAGUCCUGAUUUGUAGUGUUGUCAGAUUAUAGUUGGAUCUUAAUAUAUUGAUUUGUAGUGUUUGUACAAUGUAAAAUAGUCCGCUAUGAAUUCUUGUAAAUCUCUUUAGUUCGCUUCAUCUUUUUUGAAUUUGUAUCGAGACCAAAUUUUGUAUUUCGUGCUAAUUUUUCCGGAAAUGUCCUUGUUGUGCCUUUAAUGUUGCUUCAGAGACCAUUGACCAUUGUCCUGUCCAUACAAGCUGUUUCUACUGCCACAUUCUCACUUGCAGUAUCCAUGGGUUUCGGAACGGCGGAAAACUUGGGGCUUGUUUUGCCGUAGCGAUUAACAAUUUAAAACGAAAUAUUAUCUUUUUUAAUUGGAAAAGUAUUCAAAAUGGUGCGUCAAACAAAAGCUGAGACCCACGGAUUAGGGUUGUCUGACAAAAGUAUCAAAAAUUAGAUUGUACUCGCUAUUGAAGCUACUAGAUACUCAUUUGAGCAGGUAAAAAACGUCACAUUCACAGGACAGAAGUGAACGUUUCCUGAAGAGCUUUAAAAUGAUCUUGAGCUGUAUCAGAAAAAGUAUAAGAGUACAUAGGCUAGUAUAGAUACGGAAGCCGAGAGGGGUCACAACAAACGCAAACGCCGCAACAAAUACAAAUGCGACAACACAACAAAAAGCCACAACGCACCAAAAAAAACACAACGGAAAUGACCGUGAGACUCUGUAUUUGUUGCGGCGUUUGCAUUAAAAUAAAUGUCACAACACAAAUGCACAUGCCGCAACACAUUAAAAAGCCACAACACAUCAAAAAGCCACAACGGAAGUGAC
Molecule: messenger RNA, 6440 nt
Organism: Boleophthalmus pectinirostris (great blue-spotted mudskipper)
Lineage: Eukaryota; Metazoa; Chordata; Actinopteri; Gobiiformes; Gobiidae
Gene: man1b1b
Product: mannosidase, alpha, class 1B, member 1b
Exons: 15
Coding region: 220-2163 (647 amino acids)
Biological process (GO): carbohydrate metabolic process; N-glycan processing
Cellular component (GO): membrane; endoplasmic reticulum
Molecular function (GO): mannosyl-oligosaccharide 1,2-alpha-mannosidase activity; calcium ion binding
Source: RefSeq, a predicted model, not a curated record